UUUGCGGCAAUUGGUUGGUGUGAACUGUGAAGAAUCUGAUCCUGCUCUGUAUGGCAACUAGGGAUGCCAUUGGCAACGGGGCAACGGCAGGUUUGACAGGUUUGGCUUUGCCGAUGGUGUUGGUAGCCUACUCUACUCGCUACUGCCGCCGGUGCCAUUCUGUUCGCCCUCCUCUGGCGGUCAAAUUAAUCGAUACUCACGGCGUUUCCAAGAUUCCGAUCGUGCUGUCCGAUUAUGGUAUGCACAAGAGUCCAAAGCAUGAUUCUCCAAAAAAAAAAAAAAAAUCCAAAGCAUCGUCACAAGGCCGGCAGCCGGCUUCGGGUAGGAGGAAAGGCCAAGGGGUCAGAAAAGGACCGGCAUACUCGUACGUGCAAGGCAGGCAGGCAACUGCGUGGAUGGGUCAGAAUCUGAUUCGACUCGUUGAGAAGAUGAUGCUUGAUGGUUGCCUCGACGAAAGCACGAAAGCUAGGACCACCUCCAUCGCCGGCGAGGCCAGGUCGAUCGCCGCCGCCGGCCGUGGUCGAGCAGCUGGGAGAUUGAUUGAUCAUUGAUGAGCGGCAAGUUCUACUGCAUGACGGUGAGGAUGAACAUCGACUGCAACGGGUGCUACCAGAGGAUCAGGAGGGCGCUCCUCCACAUGCAAGGUCAGCAGGAAAAGAAAAACCAACCAAACGGGGGAGGAGAACCAUGAUGCUUCCUCUUGAUCAGAAAUUCAGAAGCAACUUGUUACUGAUCUGGUUUGUCUCGGAAUGUUUGCCUGAUGUGAUGACGAUGGUCACGAGCUCGGUGGUUCGCCCAUGCCUUCUCCUUGGCCCUGCUACAUCGCUACCGGUGGCGAAAGUGCACACCCUUUUUACCUUAGAGCACAGUGUUCGCCACACCGGAACCAACAGCGCAACCAGCUGCAAGCUCACUCUGUUACUGAACCCCCAACUAACCACAAGGACGAGAUCCGGUGCAGAAGUCACUGCGGUUCUGAUAAUCUCUGUUGGAUGGAGAAAGAUCGUUGAGGACUAUACUCUGGUAGUCUGAUGAACGCGCUAGAGAGAAGGACCGCGACGCGACGGCAGGGUUUAUGAUCCCGGACCUGCACAUCAGCACAUGCUCGGUGCCCAGCCUUCCAAGGCAUCCAGACCAACAAGGUGACCUCUGAAAACGUAAGUGCCAAGAUAACGAACGAAGAGAUUAACUGAAGAGAACGAAGUGUCUGAUAACGGAUUCGGUACUGAACUGAAGUUGAUACCGUGAAGACGAAAGGAAAGAUCAUUGCGCAAUCAGCGCCACGAGCAAUCGCAUCUGUGAUCUGUCGCGGCGGCGGCGGCGCGGUGGUGCGAGCCCUCACCUGUCACCAAGAACUGGUGCCCACUGGCCACCAAACCAUAGCAGCCGUCAAGCCCGGGGCGCAGCUGCCGUUCUGCUCACCCUCGGCAGGCACCAGCCGGGCAUGGUAACUCGGGGGGGUUUCUUGGAGUGGCGUUAAAGCCAGCAGAGGUGGAUGGGCAGCAGUGCAGGUGCAGACACAGAGAAACCAACGAACCCAUUCACUCGCCGGCAGAAGCUGUGGGUUACCGGCCUGGACAGCAAGUGUUUCCGCACACACGUACGCCCCCCCAUCUCAUGAUCUCAUUCUCAUUUCACUCCCGUGUCCCGUCCUGUUCCUUCUUUUGUCGCGGCCAUUGAGAGCUCGUCGGCACGGCGAGGAGCUUCUUCUCUAUCCCCCUCUUUCGCCGGUCCAUGAUCGGCAGCGACAAAAGAUGGGCUUGGGGACGAAGUGCGUCUUGCUCCUCCUCUCUGCAUCCCUCAUGCUCCUCCUGCUCAACUUCCAGGUCCUGGAUGGGGCGCUCCGUCUGGGGACCAAUGAGCGCUUCGAUGCCGGUGUCGUCGUGGCAGUGACCGGCCAUGUCGCUUCCGGUCUCGGCUCUAGGUUCAGGAUGCUGGUGGGCUUGGAUCACCGUCGCCCACGACACCUGAGGCAUCACAAGAGUUCUGCAACUCCGGCUCCGGCACCUACAACAAUGGCUCAUGAAGCAAGAGCACCACCAGCUCCAGUUCCUGCUCCUCUUCCCCACACAAGUCACAGCAGGGCGCCACUCAGAAACCACGGCCACGUUGCUCCAGUGAGAAGCGUGGAGCGCAGACUGGGUGGCAGAGGCCACAAGAGGCUCUCGAAAGCCGCCAUCGUGGCUAUGGCUGCGGUUGGGGCGUGCCUGCUUGUUCUCGGAGUCGCCAUUGCCGCGGUCUCAAUCAGGAGAUCAAGGAAGCUUCAGAGGAAGCCAUUGAAGCUGUCGUUACAUGGAUCCAGAGCUCACAGGUCGCCUUGUGCUACCAUGAAGGUCAGUUCCCAUCCUAGCCCGGAUCUGCUGUUCCUGAGUUCUGCUGUCCAGUGUCAGGUGGACUAUCCAACCCUCAAAGAAUCUUCAGAAUGUAAGAGCUUAUCCGCUCUUACCACUCCCACAAAAAGUGCGGAGUUAAUCGUAAGCGAUUGUACUGUGAAAACCAACGUCGACUUGCAGUCUGACGAGGCUGAUUCUUUCCAUUCAGUACCCUGUUCUCGCUCGUCAGGUGGCUCCAUUGAAGAGUCACCACUGCAAAUCUGCGAUAAAACUGUCACAUAUCCUCCAUGUUCUCCACACACAGAUGAUUCACCAUCUGGUUCAUCAUAUCAAUCACUAUCACCAGAUUUUAGAUCUCGAUUCUCUCCAGCGACUCCAAUUUCAGCAGCUUCUGAUCGCAAUCAAGAAACUGCAGAAACAGCCAGCACUUCUGGAUCCAUGGCACAUCCUGAAUCCCCACGAGGUGAGCAGGACAACUCAAAUCAGUUCAUGAAUUCAUCCUCAGGAUACGGAGCUACUUGCAAUGCUACAGAGAUCCCACCCUCCAAAACAAGCACAGCAUUUAGUGUGUCAAAUGAAAAAUUCAAUUUGGAUUCUAAGGAGACCUCAAGGAGUUCAGCUGAAGGGGCAAAUUUCAAACCAUCCAGUCCAACGAAUGUACUGAAAUUGCCACCACCCCCUCCGAAAUCACCGCCACCCCCUCCACCGCCAAACAAACCAUCUUCAUCUUCAAGUCUUAAAGGGCAGAACUCUGGCCAGCCUCCUCUCCCACCUCCAUUACCGAUUCAGGUGCAGGUUGGCAAAGAUGGAUUACCCCUUCCAAGGUUGAAACCUCUGCACUGGGACAAAGUAAGAGCAGCUCCAAACCGCUCCAUGGUGUGGAAUGACAUUCAGUCAAGUUCCUUUGAGUUCGAAUUUGAUGAGCAGAUGAUCAAGUCCUUGUUUGCAUACAACUUUCAAGGCCCAGCAAAAAAUGAGGACACCACGAACAAGACUCUAUCUACCAGCAAACAUGUUAUUGAGCACCACAAACUUCAAAACACUACCAUAUUGUUGAAGACCUUAAAUGCAAGCACUGAACAAGUCUGCAAUUCAAUAACAGAAGGUACUGGAUUAUCCGUGCAGCAACUGGAAGCUCUGGUCAAGAUGAAACCAUCCGAUGAAGAAGAGAAAAAACUGAUGGAUUAUGAUGGGGACAUCAACAUGUUGGAUCCAGCAGAGAACUUUGUCAAGGUGCUAUUGGCAAUACCAAUGGCAUUUUCAAGAAUUGAGGCGAUGCUGUACAAGGAAACUUUUGAUGAUGAAGUUGCUCAUCUCAGAAUGUCCUUCACAUUGAUUAAAGGAGCCUGCAGUGAACUAAGAUCCAGCAAAUUAUUCUUAAGAUUACUGGAAGCAGUACUCAAGACAGGGAACAGAAUGAAUGUUGGAACAAUAAGAGGAGGUGCAAGUGCUUUUAGACUCGACGCACUGCUGAAACUGUCAGAUAUACGUGGAGCUGACGGAAAGACAACCCUCCUCCAUUUUGUUGUCCAAGAGAUGGUAAGAUCACAAGGAUUAAAGGCUACAGAUAAGAUUGGUGGGACACCUCGACCAUGUAACGCCACACCAGCAGGGCGAGAAGAGUAUUUGGAAAUGGGUACAGAAUUUGUGUCUGAGUUAAGUAAUGAGCUUGUCAAUGUCAAGAAGGUAGCAAGCAUAGACCUGGAUACCUUAAAAAGUUCAAUCUCCAAUCUUUCACAAGGAUUGGCUCAACUAAUUAGGCUCAUCAGAAAGGACCUUUCCUGCAAUGACAGGAACCAGAACUUCCUACAUUGCAUGAAAUUGUUCCAAACUCAUGCAGAGAAUACAAUGCAGAAACUCAAUGUCGCUGAAUCCGAGGUCCUACAGCAGGUCAGAGAACUCACAGAGUAUUAUCAUGGAGAGGUUGGCAAGAACGAGUCCAAUCUCCUCCACAUAUUUGUAAUCAUGAGAGAUUUUCUUGGUUUGCUAGAUAGGGUGUGCCGAGAGAUGAGAGGUUCAAAGCACAUCCAACAUCUGAACAUAGUCCUUCCACUCAGGUAAUACUUUGAUGAUCAGACUUCAGACUAGCCAGCUUAACAUUAACAAAUUAACCUUUUUGUGUGACUGUGUGUAUAGUUAUUAGAUUGAGAUGGGUUGCUGGGUUGGUAUCAACUAUGGAGAGUUUGUACAUGUGCAGAGUUGUAUUAGAAUGAUGUUGGGUUGGAUUGCAUGGUUUUCAGUUUGUUAAAUCUACUCACAACCUAACACUGAACAA
Messenger RNA from Panicum virgatum (switchgrass), 4608 nucleotides. Its product is annotated as formin-like protein 9. The transcript is spliced from 6 exons. Gene Ontology annotation, molecular function: actin filament binding. Lineage: Eukaryota; Viridiplantae; Streptophyta; Magnoliopsida; Poales; Poaceae. The record is from RefSeq and is a predicted model, not a curated record. Gene Ontology annotation, biological process: actin cytoskeleton organization; actin nucleation. The coding region runs from base 1755 to 4394 and encodes 879 amino acids.